AUGUCAAGUGACAACCCAGACGGUCAACCCUUGGAUAUCGAAUAUUAUGAAACCAAUUAUCCAUAUUUGAAUGUUAAGAAGAAUCUUCUGAACAACACUUUGUCAAAAUGGAGAAGGGCCAUAGCUCCUUAUAACCCAUUUGCCAUGCAAUAAAUCCCCAAUCAAAAGAGAAUGGGUAUGGGUAUUAGAAAUGGUAAUGGAUUUUACUUCCCCGAUCCAUAUCCUAACAGAGUUAAUUGGAUGAAUAACACUUUGGAAAUCAUGGAUGGUAAACCAGAAAAGAUGCACCAAUGUUUACAGCACUAGCAAUUAGAGCUUAAGCACUUCCCAAGAGGAUGCGUUAGAUAAAUUGAAGCCUUCAAAAGAUGUUAAAGUGUAAACGGAGUAACAAAAUGCCAAGAAGAGGCCGAUAACAUCAUUUCUAUUUGUCCCAAAUGGGCUUUGGAAGCAUUAAAGGAGAAGAAGAAGCAACUAGAUAAAAUUGAAGCCAUCCAAACACUCCAAUAUCGUACAGUGUUGGAGGUUUCUCCCUACAAUAAGGGCAGAACAGUGAAGGAUGUUUCAGAUAAGACCUGGGUUGACGGACACAGAGACAAUUUGAGACCAGACACUAUGUGGGCUGAUGAGAGAUAUACAAACAUCACUUAGAGUGAAAUCAACGAGGCCAAGAAGAGAGUGGCUGCUAGAGAUGCUGCCAGUGGAAGAGUCAAGGAGUAGGUGUACCAAGUGCAUCACCCAGAUAUGUCGAGUUCUCAUUUCAGAGAAGACAAACCUCUAUAUCCAUGAUUUAUUAAUAAAUAAUAAAUAAAAAUAUUAAAACAAAUCUUAAAGAA
This is a messenger RNA of Paramecium tetraurelia, 833 nucleotides long. RefSeq lists its product as uncharacterized. The transcript has 5 exons. The record is from RefSeq and is a predicted model, not a curated record. Lineage: Eukaryota; Ciliophora; Oligohymenophorea; Peniculida; Parameciidae.